Molecule: messenger RNA, 2280 nt
Organism: Calypte anna (Anna's hummingbird)
Lineage: Eukaryota; Metazoa; Chordata; Aves; Apodiformes; Trochilidae
Product: RING finger protein 145
Exons: 10
Coding region: 59-2119 (686 amino acids)
Cellular component (GO): endomembrane system; endoplasmic reticulum
Molecular function (GO): ubiquitin protein ligase activity; zinc ion binding
Source: RefSeq, a predicted model, not a curated record
CCCCCGAUCGGGGCUGCGGGGAGCGGGGAGCCGGGACCCCCCCCCUGCCCCGGGGACCAUGGCCCGGCUGGAGGCGGUGGCCAACGUGGCACUGAGGGUGCCCGGGCUGGCACUGCUGGACCUGCUGUACCGAUGGGACACGGCGGCCAUCGGCCACCUCCUCCCGCACCGCCCCCCCGCCGCAGCCCCGCUCCUGCCGGAGACCGCCCUGCGUGGCCUCUAUGGCCUCGGUCACCUCCUGUCCCUGGUGGUUCUGGUGCUGCCGGUACCGGCGCUGGUCCAGCUCUACCUCCACCUCCUGACCGCGCUGCUGCUCGCCGCGGGACACACGGCAGCCAGGGAUUACAUCCUCCAGGAGCUGCGGUCCAGCUCCCAGGGCACUGUGUACGGUGACACCGCGGCGCUGGGACGUGCCACCACCCUGCUGGCAGGCCAGCUCUGUCUCUGGGCUCUCUGUGUGCUGCUGCUGCGGAGCCGCCGCCCGUGGCUGUUGGGGACCCCCCUGGUUCCGGUGCUGGCCCGGCUCGGGGGGGUCCCUCCCCACGCCCUGCCCCCUCUCCACGCCGUGGCUGCCGGGCUGGCCGGGCUGCAGGGGGUCCUUGUCCUGGGGUCACACCUCCUGCUGCCCCUCCGCAUGGCUGCCACUGCCACCAGGGAGCUGGCCCAGUCACUGGAGCUGUCCCGGCUGGUGGCCCUGGGGAUGUCCCUCUGGGGACAGUUGUCCAUCCCCCUCCUCUUCCUCGUCUUCUGGCUCAUCCUCUUCUCCCUGCGGCUCAUCUCCCUCCUGGCCCCCAGCGACAGCCCCCCAGCCCCCCAGGGCCUUCUCUUCCUCCUCCUCAGCAGUGCUGCUGAGUGCUGCAGUUCACCCUACUCCCUGCUGGGUCUCACCUUCACCACCUCCUACCUGGCCCUGGGGGUCCUCACCCUCUGCAAGUUCUGCCUGCAGGGCAUGGACGCCUUCCACAACGGGAACGUCAUGCACCGGGGGGUGACAGAGGGGGUGACACUGCUGCUGCUGGCGCUGCAGACGGGGCUGCUGGACCUGCAGGUCCUUCAGAGGACCUUCCUCCUCAGCAUCAUCCUCUUCAUCGUGGUCACCUCCACCCUGCAGUCCAUGAUUGAGAUCACGGAUCCCAUCCUGCUGGCGCUGGGGGCCUCCCGCAACAGGAGCCCCUGGAAGCAUUUCCGUGGGGUCAGCAUGUGCCUCUUCCUGCUGCUCUUCCCGUGCUUCAUGGCCUACAAGAUCGCCCACCUCUUCCACCUGGAUUUCUGGCUGCUCAUCCUGGUCUCCAGCUGCAUGCUCACCUCCCUGCAGGUGAUGGGCACCCUCUUCAUCUACACCCUCUUCAUGGUGGAGCUGGUGCAGGAGGCGCCUCUGGAGCGGAUGGAUGAGAUCAUUUACUGGGUGAAGGCCGUCAGCCGGGUGCUGGAGUUCCUGGUGGCCCUGAGCGUGGUGGGGUACGGCUCCUGGGAGUCCCUUUUUGGGGAGUGGAGCUGGCUGGGGGCCUCGGUCAUCAUCAUCCACUCCUACUUCAACGUCUGGCUGCGGGCCCAGGCGGGCUGGAGGAGCUUCCUGCUGCGCAGACACGCUGCCCAGAGCCUCAGCGCCUUGCCCAGAGCCACUGCCAGCCACCUGCGGGACCACGAUGACAUCUGUGCCAUCUGCUUCCAGGACAUGGAGGUGGCACUCGUCACCCCCUGCGCUCACAUCUUCCACGCCUCCUGCCUGCGCAAGUGGCUCUACGUGCAGGACACUUGUCCCAUGUGCCACCGCCGAGUGACACCGGUGGCUGCCCGGACAGACCCCGCCGGGGCUCGGGGGGACAGCGGAGGGGACGAGGGGCAGAAGGAUGGAGCAGCCACCAGCGGCCCGGAGGGGACAGAGCUGACCAGUGGGCACAGCGUGGGCUCCGAACGCAGGGACCUCGAUCCCCCCGACCCUGCUCGUCCCCAGGAGGUGGCAGGAGGAGCAGGGGCCGUGCUGCAGCCCCCAGGAGACCCCCACCCCCAGGACACGCAGCCCCCGUGCCCCCCGCCCUCCUGCCCAGACCCUCCUGCCAGCCCCGAGCUCCACGCUGGGGACAACGGGGACUGUCACAGCAGCCACCACCCCUCCUAGCACCACAACUGAGCCCCCGCUGCCAGGGUCACCUCUGCAGGGGGCAUCUUGGCAGGGACGGGGGCUGGGGACCCCCUGUGGCACUGGUGUCCCCAAAUGCCAGCAUCCCCAAGGACUCUUUUUGCAAUAAAGCCAGAGCUGAAGUGGCUGGGAUGGCGACA